UUCCGGGACCCGCCCCCGCCCCCCGCAGCCCGCAGCCGCCAUGGGGGAGGCGGAGGAGCCGGUGCCCGAAUCCGGUGCUGUUUUCACAUUUGGAAAAAGCAAAUUUGCAGAAAAUAUUCCUAGCAAGUUCUGGUUUAAAAAUGACAAGACUUUGUAUAUGUCAUGUGGAGAUGAACAUACUGCUAUUGUUACAGGAAAUGGUAAACUUUACAUGUUUGGCAGCAAUAACUGGGGCCAGUUAGGACUAGGAACAAAGAAUACUAUCAACAAGCCAACUUGUGUAAAAGCUUUAAAACCAGAAAAAGUUAAACUUGCUGCUUGCGGGAGAAACCACACUUUAGUUUACACAGAACGAGGACAUGUAUAUGCUGCUGGAGGUAACAGUGAAGGGCAGUUGGGAUUAGGUGACACAGAGGAAAGAAGCACGUUUCAUCUAAUUAGUUUUUUUACCAACCAGUACAAGAUCAAACAGCUGGCAGCUGGAUCUUACACAUCAGCAGCACUAACCGAGGAUGGACAGCUUUUCGUGUGGGGUGACAAUUCUGAAGGUCAGAUUGGCCUGGCUGGUGAAGCCAGUGUGUGUGUACCUUGUCAAGUGGAUGUUGGAAAGCCUGUUUCCUGGGUCUCCUGUGGAUAUUACCAUUCUGCUUUGGUAACAAGAGAUGGUGAGCUCUACACUUUUGGAGAACCUGAAAAUGGGAAGCUAGGUUUGUUGCCUGAACAACUGAAAAACAAUCGGGUUCCACAGCUAGUUCCUGGAAUUUUGGAAAGGGUUAAUAAGGUUGCUUGUGGUGGAGGACAUACGGUGGCACUUACAGAAACAGAUGUAUAUACCUUUGGCCUUGGACAAUAUGGGCAACUUGGACAUGGUACGUUUAUUUUUGAAACGUCGGCACCAAAGGCUGUGGAACAUCUGAAGAGGCAUAAAAUACGUAACAUUGCAUGUGGGGAAAAUCAUACAGCUGUAAUAGCAGACAACGGCCUUAUGUUUACUUUUGGAGAUGGACGACACGGCAAAUUAGGACUUGGAGAAGAGAAUUUUACUAAUCAAUUCAUACCCACCUUAUGUUCUAAUUUCUUGAAGUUUACAGUCUGUUUGGUUGCUUGCGGUGGCUGUCAUAUGCUAGUUUUUGCCACUCCAAGGCCUAAAGGGUCUGAAGAAAUACACGAAGAUUUACGUGAAAACUGUUUGGCUGCUACUAUCUCUAAACUGGGUGGUGAUUCAUUAGUAACUAACACCUUGCAGAGAACGUUAUCGGCUCGAAUGCGGCGGAGAGAGAGGGAAAAAUCUCCAGAACAGUUUUGUCGAAUGGUGCGAACGUUACCUCCAUUGGGAGAAGGCUCCCUAAAACCUUCUUUAUGUGCUGCCAGCAACACUGUCCCACUCAGUUUACCCACAACAAACCAUCCUGAUGUAACGGAAGCGAAUACAAAUAAAGCCAUUGAAUCAACUGUGGACUGCGAAACAGAGGAUCGGAAGCAGGAAAAAGAUAAACCUGAAGAAAGUACCACAGAGGAAGAUUCAGAUAAGGAAAGUGAUGACAGAAGCCUUGGAAACACAACUGAUGUUCUAAAUAUGACACAUAUGAUGAGACUGAAUCCCAGUGACCAGUCCUUAAAAUUAACACCAGUUCAAAAACAAAAGGAUCAAAAAACUUCUGAAGAUGAAGAGACUGACGAAGAAGAAGAAGAAGAAAUAACAGACAAAGAAGAGGAGGAGGAGGAGGGAGGGAGCAGUGAUGAUGGGAAAGUGCAUGAAAAGGAGGAACGUGACAGUAAAACACCUGAGGGAGAAAGAAGCAAUAACACCGUUACAGAGGAAGAGAAGACCACCCAAGAAGAGAAAAUACUUCAGCAAGAAAGAGAAAAUACCGACACUCAUCCUGAGAACCGUUCUUUAGGGGCAAUUUCGGAAAGUAGUACUGACAGAAUAUCUGGAGGAAUACUUGGAAGGACUAAAAAGUGAGCCUCAUCAUCAUAGCUGACUGAAAAGCCCCAGUGAACAUCCCUUUGUAUGUGCCGGCUACUGUUGAAGAGUAUCCAUUAUUGUGGAUCAUUCUUGGAAUUGCAGAAGGCCCGAGAACCUUACUCACAUUCAACAGUAACUUAUCGCACGAGUGAUUCCAUUGACUCCAAUAUGCAGAUAGAGAGGAUAAGACAUCAUGUGAAAGCAUUAUGAGCCACAACCCCAUAAUGGAAGAGUUGAGACAUAGUCAGGGGAAAUAUCCAGACUUGGACCACUGAUGGCAGGCUUAUCUCUUAAGUAUCCUACAUUUUCUGUACAUCUCACUUGUUCAGAUAUUUCCAUUUUUGUGUCAUACCAUCUUGUCAUGUUUCUAUAUGUCCCACAGUGUAGCAGUGGUUUAUGCUGCUUUUACACCAGGUUUCUCUUCUUCCUCUGGUUAUUCCCUACUGUGCCCAUAUUUUUAAUAGAGCAAGGAGUGAACCAGAGGCUAAUCAGAGGAAGAGAGGACCUGAUGGCAUGUGAACAGCCUUAGGAAUACUCAGGGUGGAGGUGGGGGUUCAGCACGGUAUGACUGGUGAAGAGCUUCUGGGUAUGUCUACACAGCUUGCAGCAGUGAGCCUCCCAGCCCAGGUCCGAUAGAUUUGGACUCACAGGGCUCGUGCUACUGUGCUAAAAACAGCUGUGUAGACUGUGCUUGAGGUUGUGGCUUAGGCUGGAUCUUGAGCUCUGAAGCCUACAGAGGGGCCCAUGCUCCAGCCCAAGGCACAAUUUCAAAGGGCUGUCUACACAGUUGUUUUAGUGCAGUAGCAUAAGCCGGAAUAUAUGGACCCCAGGCUAGGACUCUGACUGCCCCGGGCUGUGUAGACACACUCUGUAGGGGAAAGGGACAAGCAAUGGGAAAAGAGCUAAGAGACCAAAGAAGGAAGACAAACCUGGUUUGGAAGAUGUAGAGAGACUACUGUCCCCCAUUUCAAGGGCCUGUGUCCUAUUUGCAGCAUUGGGAAUGUAAAGAACUCUGAGAAGAAGUAGCCAAUGCAUUUGACAUACAGGACCUAUUGCUAUAGGUGAAAUCCUGACCCCACUGAACUCAAAUGAUGGCAAAACUCCCAUUGACUUAAAUGGAGCCAGGAUUUUAUCCCCCAUGUUCAAAAAUCUCCUCCAAAGCAGAAGACUGUAGAAAACAAGAUAAUAUUAUAACCCAGAAAUCACAUAAUAAAAAACAGGUACAAAGAAACAUUCUGUUAAAAUUUUAUUUGAAUAAAUGUUGCUUUGCUCCAAGCAACCCACAAAGUCUCACCUCCUUCCCCAACCCCCGGAGGUUUGAGUUUUGGGGUAUACGUCAGAUACUGUGGGGGAGAAGUAUUGUGAAGUUGAAAACAAUUCUGUGCCGGUAAAAGAAGGUUAAGUGGUGAAUUUAUUACUGGAAUCUCUUUGUCAGACACCUUAGUGUAAAAAGACUUAUAGAUACAACAUACUGUACGUUUUAAAAGAAGUUUUCUAGGGCUAUGUUGUUCUCCGAUUGAAGCUUAAAAUAGGCUAUUCUCUAAACUAAAAUGAAUGCAGAUAAUAUGAAUAACAGCAGAAUAGAACACUGUCAAAAGAUGAGUAUCACCUGCUUGAAAAGUAAACAUAUUUACUCUAACCCCAGAUUUUUAAAUAACGAUCUGUCUUUUCCAAAGUAUUUUAGGCAGUUCCUAAAGAAUAUGCAUAUGAACUCUGAACCCUCUGACACACACAAUUCUCCAUGUCCUGGCAAAAAAGCAAAAAGGAAGUAGUGUUGUUUCAUCAAUUUCAACAGCUAGUUUAAAUCAGAUACAGGAUUGUUUUCUUGUAUAACUGACAAUGAAUAAAUUAGAGAACUUGUCUGGGAUUUUUAGAUUAAAAAUUUUUUUAUAGUCCAAAUGACGAGACUGAUCCUGCAAACUCUUACUUAUAUGAAUACUCGUAUUGACUUGAAUGAGACUGUUCUUUGCAUAAUUAAGAGCUAAUAUUUUUCAGGGUUUGCAGGGUUUACCACAGAUUUAGGAUCUGAUUCAACUCCUGUUAAAGUCAUUGUAAGUCUUUCUGAAGACUUUAGUGAAAGUUGGAUCAGGCCUAUAAUUCUUAUUUGAUCUUAUACAGUGUACCUCAAAGAAGGAAAUAAUUCACCAUUUUGAGUUUUACUGAGCUAAAAACAUACAGAGUUGAUAUCCAUGGAGUUCUUUAGAGGGCUGCAGGUGACCACCUUACAUGGAGCCCCUUGAAGGGUUGGAACUCAAAUGCUCAGUCAUUCAAGGUACUGAGCACUCUGUCCCCAAUCCAGCAAAGCAUUUAAACACACGCUUAAUUUUAAGCACAUGAGUAGUCCCAUUAACGUCAAAGUCUGUUGUCAUUGACUUCAUUAGGACUACACACAUACUUAAAAUUAAGCAUGUAACUAAAUGGUUUGCCUUUGUUCAUGAAAUACGUUUCCAGCAUCUGGCUUUAAAUUCUUAAUAGGGCUGUCAAGCGAUUAAAAAAAUUAAUCGCGAUUAAUUGUGCGAUUAAUCACACUGUUAAUAAUAGAAUACCAUUUAUUUAAAUAUUUUUGGAUGUUUUCUACAUU
Molecule: messenger RNA, 4550 nt
Organism: Chelonia mydas (Green sea turtle)
Lineage: Eukaryota; Metazoa; Chordata; Testudines; Cheloniidae
Gene: RPGR
Product: retinitis pigmentosa GTPase regulator
Exons: 17
Coding region: 41-1966 (641 amino acids)
Biological process (GO): protein ubiquitination; visual perception; ubiquitin-dependent protein catabolic process
Cellular component (GO): photoreceptor outer segment
Molecular function (GO): ubiquitin protein ligase activity
Source: RefSeq, a predicted model, not a curated record